AUGGCGCAUGCACUCAUCCUCGGGGCCUCCGGCAUUUCCGGCUGGUCUCUCAUGAACCAGGCCUGCCGCUAUCCCACCCGGGAGACCUUCAAACGUAUCACCGGCACCACGAAUCGUCCUCUACCAUUGGAGAAGGCGCAUCUACCCGUCGAUUCUCGCCUGCACAUCGCGUCCGGGAUUGACUUCACAAAGUCCGUGGACGAAGUGGCCGCGUCGUUGCGACGAGGCAUCCCGGAUGCGGAGACUAUAUCCCAUGUCUUUUACGCAGCAUACGCAAAAGGGACAAGUCCUGAAGACCAGGCAGCUCUGAAUAGAAGCCUGUUGGUAGUCGCAAUCCAUGCCAUCGAGAGGGUCGCCCCGGACUUGAAGGUCGUUAUCUUGCAAACGGGUAGCAAAGGAUACGGCGUCACGCACCCCAAGGAAAUCAAGAUCCAACCCCCGUUGAAGGAAAACCUUGCCCGGAUCCCCGCACCGUGGGCCGACGGCGUAUUCUACUACGCUCAAUACGACGCGCUCGACAGGCUCUCGCGCGGCAAGCGGUGGACCUUUUCAGAGGUCCGCCCGGACGCCAUCGUCGGCUUCGCCCCGACGGCGAACGCCAUGAAUAUGGCCAAGGGCAUCGGCCUCUACCUCGCUAUCCACCGGACCGUGCGCGGCGCCGGCGCCGUCGUCGCGUUCCCGGGGACGGAGCGCGGGUACCGCGCCACCCACACCGAUACCUUUCAGGACGCGCUGUCUCGGAUGGAGAUAUUCGCCGCCGUGAACGCAACGACGGAGCGCUCUUGCUGCGGCGGCGGCGUCGCCUUCAACGCCGCGGGCGAGCAGGCCGUCUCGUGGUCGCGGAAGUGGCCGCGCUUAUGCGACUAUUUCGGGCUCACGGGCCAGGGGCCGGAUGUCUACUCAGCACGGAUCCGCGACUUUAUGAUAGAUCACGAAGACGCCUGGUCGGACCUGGCCAAAGAGCACGGGCUCGAGGAGGGCGCCGUUAGGGACUUUGACUGGGCCUUUCUAGAGUUCAUGCUUGUGCAGUGUGACUUUGACCGAGAGUUGGACUUGACGCGGUCUCGUGAAGUAGGGUUCACGGAGGAAAUAGAUACGGUGGAAGGAUAUCUGACAUCCUGGAAACGGAUGAUAGCUGCUAAGCAGCUCCCUCCAUUGUAG
Molecule: messenger RNA, 1161 nt
Organism: Colletotrichum graminicola M1.001
Lineage: Eukaryota; Fungi; Ascomycota; Sordariomycetes; Glomerellales; Glomerellaceae
Exons: 3
Coding region: 1-1161 (386 amino acids)
Source: RefSeq, a predicted model, not a curated record